GGUUUCUCCGGCCGCCCUCCGAGGAGCUCCCGUGGGCCCCGGGUGGUCGGCGGGGGGUCGCCCCCUGCAGCCCCCCAGGGGGUCCCGGAAAAUGGUGUCCAAGCUGACGGCCCUGCAGCAGGAGCUCCUCAACGCCCUGCUCAGCUCCGGGGUGACCAAGCAGGGGCUGGUGCAGGCCCUGGAGGACCUGCUGCCCGGCCCGGCUUUCGGGGUGAAGCUGGAGGCGCUGCCCCCGUCCCCCGGGGCCCAGCCCGACCCCAAGCCCGUCUUCCACACGCUGACCAACGGCCAGGCCAAGGCCCGGCUGUCCGGGGACGAGGGCUCCGACGACGGGGACGAUUAUGACACCCCGCCCAUCCUCAAGGAGCUGCAGGCCCUCAACACCGAGGAGGCGGCCGAGCAGCGCGCCGAGGUGGACAGGAUGCUCAGUGAGGACCCCUGGAGGGCUGCGAAAAUGAUCAAAGGAUACAUGCAACAGCACAACAUUCCCCAGCGGGAGGUGGUGGACGUCACAGGCCUAAACCAGUCCCACCUCUCCCAGCACCUCAACAAGGGGACCCCCAUGAAGACGCAGAAGCGAGCAGCACUCUACACCUGGUAUGUCAGGAAGCAGCGGGAGAUCCUUAGACAAUUCAACCAGACAGUCCAGAGUUCUGGAACUAUGACAGACAAAAGCAGUCAGGAUCAGCUGCUGUUUCUCUUUCCAGAGUUCAGCCAGCAGAGCCAGGGGGCCGGGCCGCCCGACGACACCUGCUCUGAGCCCGCCAGCAAGAAGAUGCGUCGCAACCGCUUCAAAUGGGGCCCCGCGUCCCAGCAAAUCUUGUACCAGGCCUACGACCGGCAGAAGAACCCCAGCAAGGAGGAGCGGGAGGCCCUCGUAGAAGAAUGUAACAGAGCGGAGUGUCUGCAGCGCGGAGUGUCCCCCUCCAAAGCCCACGGCCUGGGCUCCAAUCUGGUCACCGAGGUCCGCGUCUACAACUGGUUUGCCAACCGCAGGAAGGAGGAGGCUUUUCGGCAGAAGCUGGCCAUGGACGCUUAUAGCACAGGCCAGCCGCACAGCCUGAACUCCCUGUUGUCCCACAGUUCACCCCACCAUGCCCAGCCAAGCACCUCGCCGCCCAGCAAGCUGUCAGGAGUCCGAUACAGCCAGCAGGGAAACAAUGAAGUCACUUCCUCCUCGACAAUCAGUCACCACGGCAACACUUCCAUGGUGACCAGCCAGUCGGUUUUACAGCAAGUUUCUCCAGCAGGCCUGGACCCCAGCCACAAUCUCCUCUCACCUGAUGGUAAAAUGAUCUCCGUGUCCGGGGGCGGCCUGCCCCCCGUCAGCACCUUGACGAACAUCCACAGCCUCUCCCACCACAACGCGCAGCCAUCCCAGAACCUCAUCAUGACGCCGCUCUCGGGAGUCAUGGCCAUCGCAGCACAGAGUCUCAACGGCUCCCAGGGCCAGAGCGUCCCCGUCAUCAACAGCGUGGCCGGCGGCCUGGCGGCCUUGCAGUCGGUCCAGUUUCCGCCCCAACAGCUGCACAGCCCCCAGCAGCAGCCGCUCAUGCAGCAGUCCCCCGGGAACCACAUGGCCCAGCAACCCUUCAUGGCCGCCGUCACCCAGCUCCAGAACUCCCACAUGUACGCGCACAAGCAGGAGCCCCCCCAGUAUUCCCACGCUUCCCGAUUUCCCUCCGCCAUGGUGGUCACAGACACCAGCAGUAUCGGCACACUCACUAACAUGUCUUCCAGUAAACAGUGUCCUCUGCAAGCCUGGUGAUGCCCACCUCUCCCUCGCCCCACGCCCAGCCACCGGGACGGAUUUCCCACCCCAUCGCGCAGCCCAGCCCAGCGCCGGGACCCCGGUCCCGCCGCCAACCCCGGGCCGACAUGGCCAACCGAAGUCCGCCUCCGGGGCCGCGGCGGAGGACCGCCCACCCGCCCGCCUUCCGGGCUCGCCUACCCUCGGCCCGAUAUUGCCACGAGGCCUCUCGAAGACGCUAAGUAUCCCCGAGAGACGAGGUCGAAGGAACAGAGCGAGAAAGUUGCUCGAUUCGGGGGUUUUUUCCCCCCUAAACCUCGGAAGAGGAAGACUGGAGCCGUCCCGUUUUAACUUAUGCUCCUUCGGUCGAACAAACUGAUGAGAGACUUGAAUCUGUUACUGAGAGUUUGAGAGGAGGGAGUGUGCGCUGUUGAACUGAGCCAAACGUCCUGUACAUAUCAGCCGACUCCUUCCCCUUUGACCACCCCCUCCGCCCUCCACCCCCAGCCCUUAACUUGCUGUAAAUAUCAUUCGACUCCCUGCCCUUCUCCCUCCCGAAACCAUCUCUAGAUUUCUUUUAAAGAAGUAAAUUUGUCCAAUGGAUGUAAA
Tachyglossus aculeatus (Australian echidna) is the source of this 2359-nucleotide messenger RNA. RefSeq names its product HNF1 homeobox B (gene HNF1B). NCBI's taxonomy places the organism in Eukaryota, Metazoa, Chordata, Mammalia, Monotremata, Tachyglossidae. The transcript has 9 exons. Gene Ontology annotation, cellular component: nucleus. The coding region runs from base 92 to 1768 and encodes 558 amino acids. Gene Ontology annotation, biological process: pancreas development; positive regulation of DNA-templated transcription; regulation of transcription by RNA polymerase II. The record is from RefSeq and is a predicted model, not a curated record. Gene Ontology annotation, molecular function: RNA polymerase II cis-regulatory region sequence-specific DNA binding; DNA-binding transcription factor activity, RNA polymerase II-specific.